Manis javanica (Malayan pangolin) is the source of this 1797-nucleotide messenger RNA. It is a transcript of the gene IL1B, whose product is annotated as interleukin 1 beta. NCBI's taxonomy places the organism in Eukaryota, Metazoa, Chordata, Mammalia, Pholidota, Manidae. Gene Ontology annotation, molecular function: cytokine activity; interleukin-1 receptor binding. Gene Ontology annotation, biological process: inflammatory response; positive regulation of immature T cell proliferation in thymus; cytokine-mediated signaling pathway. The record is from RefSeq and is a predicted model, not a curated record.
GCAGCAAGGUGUCCACUGUGCUUUAUGGCACGGGAUGCACUUCUCCAAGAGGACAACACCCCAGCCAGACCCUGAACUACCACCCCAGUCUGGGAGUCUUUGAGGGCUACCUGCUACCUUCGUUAUCCCCCAGCCUGCUUGCCGAGGAGUUCAUUCUGAGGUAGACAUUGUGUUUCUGGUUUCUGUGGGAGCCAUGGCAGCAGUACCUGAACUGGCCAGUGAACAGAUGGAGUACUACAGUGAUGAGAAUGACCUGCUCUUUGAGGUCGAUGGCCCCAGACAGAUGAAGUGCUGCUUCCAAGACGUGGACCUUGCCUGUCUGGGCGACGAGGGAAUCCAGCUGCAAAUCUCCCACCAGCUCUACAACAAGAGUUUCCGGCAGGUGGUGUCCGUCAUCGUGGCUGUGGAGAAGAUGCGGAAGAUGCCAAUUCCCUGCUCACAGGUCUUCCAGGAUGAUGACCUGAGGAGCCUCUUUUCCUUCAUCUUUCAAGAAGAGCCUGUCUUCUGUACAUGGGAUGAUGAUUAUGUGUGUGAUGCGCCCCCGCAAUUCCUGAACUGCAGACUCCGGGAUAUAGACCAAAAGUGCCUAGUGCUGUCUGGCUCGUAUGAGCUGCAGGCGCUCCACCUCAAUGGACAGGAUGUGAACCGACAAGUGGUGUUCUGCAUGAGUUUUGUGCAAGCAGACGAAAAUAACGACAAGAUACCUGUGGCCUUAGGUCUCAAGGAGAAGAAUCUGUACCUCUCCUGUGUGAUGAAAGACAGCAAGCCUACCCUGCAGCUGGAGAUGGUGGACCCCAAGAAGUACCCAAAGAGGAAGAUGGAAAAGCGCUUUGUCUUCCACAAGACUGAAAUCAAAGACAAGGUGGAAUUUGAGUCAGCCCAGUACCCCCACUGGUAUAUCAGCACCUCCCAAGCAGAAGAAAUGCCUGUCUUCCUAGGAAGCACCAGAGGCGGCCAGGAUAUAACUGACUUCACCAUGGAAAUCUCUCCCUAAAGAGGGAGGUCCCCAUAGAGUCAACGUGCGCUGAAUCACCCCAGAGAUGGCCGAAGGGCGGUGGAAGGUUUUGAACAAGGCUGCAGGGCCGAACUUCACUGUAGUCUAGUCAUGACCCUCCGCCUUCCCUGUAUUAGUGCUACCGAGACCUGCCCAGCCCAGAGGAGCCGCCCCCUCCUCCCAGAGCCGAUCCUCAGGCCCCCCCUGCGGAGCCGGGUCCCUCUUACCCCUCCCACUCCCUCAAAGCCAGCCUGGUGGAAUCCUUGGUUCAAAGAAGCCUUCUGUUGUUUGUGCUCAGCCUCUGAUGAGCAACCACUUACCUAUUUAUUUAUUUAUUUAUUUGAUGGGUUAGUCUAUUUAAUUUAAUUCAAGGCAGCCAAGAAGAAGCAGGUACCUGUGAAGGAACCCAGCCUUCAGGUGCUGUGGAACCAGUCGCUGUGGACUCCUGGGCCAUCUUUCCAUCAAGCUCCUUCACCACGGCUGAAAGUCUAUGUGCUCAGAGGGCUUGAACAGGAGUAUUUGUGAGUGAAGAAGUACGAUCACACUGCUUCAAUGAUUCUGAAAUAAACUUUACUGAAAAAAAAUUGUUUUUCUAGUGAUAAUUGGCUUUUCUUGGAUCUAAUUCAGAAUAGUAAAGUUACAUGGGGCUGUGAGAGCUCUCCUUUGGGAGCUAGAGGGCAGCCCCUGUCCUCACCACGGAGUUCUGCAGAGUUUCUAGAACAUUGCAACCAGCAGAGAUGAGCUGCCUGCUCCUCCCCUUCAUUUCUGCUUCUCAACAAGAGGAUAUUUGGUGCACGAGGUUC